AACGGUAUUACACUCUGGCCCAAACUCUCUUAUUUGCCGCCUCUGCUUUCGACGACAAUGGGGUUUCCUCUCCUCAUCGGACAGUUCCGUCGGCGCCGCCGAGCUCGCACGGCGAGGCUGACCACUGCUCGAUAUCCUAACUCCAACCCAGCCAACUCCCACCCGUAGACCCUAAUUCUAAGGCAGCCUAAUCCCUCGCCAUGGAGGAUUCCCUCGUGCCGCCUGUGCCUCCUGCCCCAACCACCCUUUUCCUCACUCGCCGGCGAUCACAUCUCGACAGCGCCUCCUACCGCACGCUCUCCCGGCUCUUCUCCCACUGCCUCCACCAUCGCCCCUCGCAGCUCGCUGCCCCGGCGCCCCUGGAAGUCGAGCCCGCCGCUGCGAACCCUAUAUGCGACGAGUCGCCACAGGGGUGCUCGGUACCGCCUGAAGACGCCGAGUCUGAACGGGGAAAGGACUUAGGAGAAGAGGAGACUGCGGUAAGGACUUCUGUCAUCGAGAACCCCUCACCCGCGGCAGUCGAUGCAGCCACCGGUAACCCUAUUGCAGACCCGGCUGUGGCACCACAGAGAUACAUGGAGCAUCAAGUGGCCGGGGUUCAGCGGGUGGAGGGCGUAACAGAUAUGGUUGUUGGGGGAAACGUCUGCCGUGAGACAGUUGCGUUACUGGAGGAGUUGGGGGCAGAGGAUGUUUUGAGGUCGAUGAAGGAUUGUUUGGAGGGGGAGGUUGACGAAUUGGCAGAGCCAGGUGUAGUGGUGGUCAAUGAUGAUGAACAUCUGCUGCUUGAUACGAUGAUGACCAACUUCUCAGGGUUGAUUGCUGAUGCCAGUGGCGGCACAACGUCAAUGCUGAACUACGGGGUUUCUGGAGGUGAACCACACAAUGAUGGCAACAUAGCUGAGGGGGUGAAAGAAUUGGGAGCUGGAACUGAAGAAGACAGACCUAUGGGUGAUUCAGAUCAGCACUCAGUUGAUGGUGGCGUGGUUGAGGAAGGAGAGAUUGAGGGUGACAUGCAGGCUCUGGAUGUAGAUGAAUCUGAUGAUUCGGAGCUCGAAGAUGCAGAUGAUGAGGAAUUGGGAGAGGAUUUUGCUAACAGAGUGUUGGGGGAGAAUGAAUCAUCUGGCCAGGACAUACGGUGUCUGAAUUUGCUUUCAACGCCUAAAAUUAAAGGAACCAGCGAUCUUGUACUGAACAAGGAAGGUUAUAUCAAGGAUGAUGCACUAAAGCAUGUUACCAGGGCGCAGGCUGUCAGUUAUGAUGAAAUUGUGGAAUGGAAUGAGACACCACUGCCUGAUACUGAGGCUCCCAAACCAGGGAAGAGAAAACGGCAUUUGACAGAGGAAAGAAAGGCUAAGAAGACGAAAAACAAACGGGUUAAGAGAGCACAGCAGCGGAUAGCGGAUGGUGUGAAAAGGCUGAAACUUGCACCAGUUAUAAAGCCGAAACCAGUGAAGUUAUGCCACUUCUACAUGCAUGGGAAGUGCCAGCAGGGCAAUGCUUGCAAGUUCUCACAUGAUACUACACCUUUGACAAAAUCUAAGCCCUGCACACAUUUUGCGCGCGGUUCUUGUUUGAAAGGAGAUGAUUGUCCCUAUGAUCAUGAGUUGUCAAAGUACCCUUGCCACAACUUUGUGGAAAAUGGAAUGUGCUUCAGAGGUGAUAAAUGCAAAUUUUCUCAUGUGGUGCCAACUGCAGAUGGUCCUUCCAAACCAGAUGCAAAGAAAUCUGAUGCGUCAUUGGUGUCUGAAAAACCCGGCAGAGAGCAAACAAGUAGUCAGAAAGCAUCAACGGUCCAUGAUGGCGAACGUGUAACUUCUGCUCCUACCAAACAUUACUCCAUCCUUAAAAAUCUUGCCGGCAUCUCAGUAAAUGCUCUAAAAGCAUCAACCGGUACACCAAAGGGUGUACAGUUUCGUCCUUCCAGUAAAGACAGAUCAAAUUCUAGCAUGCUGCAUCAGGAUGCUCUACCCAUCGAGAAGCAUAUGUAUACAAAUGGCAGUAAACAUCAGAAUUUUGGUGGACCGCAGGCUGAAGAAGGGGACAAAAAUGGCAUUCCAAAUAAACAGAGAUCAGCUCCACUGUUCGAUGAGAAGAACUCAUCAAAAGAAGCUAGUUCACAUCCAAGUUCAGACCCAGAGAGAACUAGUUUGCCUACUGGCUCUACUACAGUGCUUGGAUCACUCAGCACUCAGCACGAAGUUUCAGAGGCUUCAAGAAUUUUGCAGGAAUUCCUAUUUGGCGCUGGCAGUUAGAGGAAAGUAUGAAUACACUACUCUGCCUUUGAUACCUGUAGACUACACAUAGUACUAGUUCUUUUUACCUCUGCAGUAUGAGUUCAUGCCAUGAGUGUGCGGCUUGUUUUGGUACUUUUGGCUCUGUUUCCAUUUUGUAAUUGCAUAUUGCAACUGCUAUUUUUGGUAGAUCAACAUAAGUAUAAUAUUGCAGUGAUGCGUAUAGUUUUUGGUUACCAAGAAAGUUCACAAACUUAUUUUGCAGAAUUAGGCUAAGUGCCACCGUGGGUACAUGAAGAUUCGUUAUUAUCCAGUCAACUCACUUCCAACUGCAUAUGGUACUUCCAUUUAGUAAAUCAUUUGUAGCAUUAGAUCUAAGCUUACUGGUAUGAUAAAUGCCUUCCUGAAUCGGUGCUUUGAUGAGUCAUCUCUCACAUAUGAUUCAUUUUAACCACGCUUUGGAAGUUGCUCUGAGUUUAAUGAGUGUGCGGAUUUUUAAAUGUUACCUUGUCGUAGUUGAGGUGUUAGUAAUUUUUAGUUCAUUUUGUUGAAUCUUGAUACUUGAUACCACUAAUUUAGUGAUGAAUUUUACAUCUGUGGUAAUAGUAUUAGAGCAUCUACAACCACGGAUAGCUAAUCCGAGCCCCUAUACGCCCGCGGACAGUGACCAGACGAGCAUCAAAACUUGGCAUUUGCAACCACGGUCCCUGUUUUCAAAACACCAAAUCCAUGCAAACACAUGCACGUCGAUCAUUUUGGACAAACAUAGCUUAGUGCACACAAAUACAAAUAGUUCAUAAUUAAUAGUACAUAAUCCAAACAUAGUUCAAACAUAAAUAUUGUUCAUAGUGCAUAACUAAUAAAAUAAAAGACAAGUUUACUGAUUUCCAGUGUGGUCCACAUUUGCUCGACAAGAUCACCCAGAAGUUGCAUAUACACUUGUUGAUCUCGCAGCUGUGGAUGCUCAUCAUCAUCAUCAUCAUCAUUUCGGCAUCCUCAUCCUCCGAAUCAGAUGACGCGAUGAACUCGUUGAAUAUGAAUUCAUCUAGAUCAUUGUUUCCAUCGCCAUCAUUCCACGACGAUUCCAUUGGUGACCUAGAAGUAAUGACCGAAAGAAUAAAAAACCGGCUCGGACAUUCAUCGAACACGUAGAGCGCGGGGUGAAAGUAUGGUGGAGUUUGACGUACCGGGGCGGCGUUCGGUGGCGGCCUGGUCGGCGGCGGUGUGCGUUGGGGCGUCCGAUGGCGAAGCCAUGAGUUGGGAAUGGCGGCGAAGCACCGAUAGCGGCGGAACUCCGGUGCGGCUGUGCGGAGGAGGGAGAACAGAGAAGAGGAGAGGGCUUCUCGGGCAAGGAGAGGGGAGGCGGAUAUGAGUGAAUUGAGCGGGCCCUAGUGGUCAGCCCGACGUGGUGGGCGCGUCCGGGCGUCCCCAUAUCCUCCCCAUAUUUGGGCCGGAUAUGGGGAGUGCCGGUCAGUUCGGGCGUUUGGGUUGGCUAUGGGGAGGCUGGUUGGGUGGCGUUUUUCCGUCCGGGGACAGCCAGUCCAGGCGUUUGGGGCGGGUAUUCGGAGCCCGGUUGUAGAUGCUCUUAUAUUAUGUUUUUUGACUUGGCAUUGCUUACUGCCGCCCAAGUAUAAUUUUGACCAUGAGUUGUAUCAUAAUUAUUUGAAACCGUUGGGCAAGUGAUUGGUCCAGCGGCUGGUUGCUGGUGCAACCGAUCGCUGAAAUAGUCUAAAAGAACAGUUCAAUGAUGUUAUGUUUAAAUAUUUAUCUACUAAUUAAUUCAGUUUUCAUUUGUAUGACAUAGUAGACCGCUGAUAUAAGUUGUAGUUCUUUCUCUGGAAGCACUGAAGCGUUCUGCCACCUGUUUUCUUGGGUCCUUGGAGAGCAUUUGUAGUGGAGGGGCAGUCUUUGGUACCGGUUUUCACUAAUUCUACAGGCGGCCUAAUUUCAUGAAGAGUUUUUGCGACAAUAUAUGUUCAUGGUAUAAAAAUUGUGAGAUUGUUCAAGUAUUUUCCUUUUAUGACCAAUUUACUUCUUCACUUAUGAUUUGUGAGACAAAUUCAAAGAUUAAAAACCAAUGUUUGGGUGCAUUCUUCCCACGGCAACAUGUUCUCUCAGACCAGUUCACAAGUAUUAGCUUUCCUUGUCAAACAAAGCAUUAGCUUUCAUCCAAGAUUUUUUGUGUGGAAAAAUAUUUAUCUGCAGAGCCUUGUGGAGAUCUUGAACCAGAUCUCGUUAAUUUUUUCCCUUGACUAUUGAUUGAGUGCUAAAUUAUCUGCUGUGUUGGCAUGUGAUCUAAUGCUGUUUUGGUUCACAAGGCAAAGCAGUGGAGAUUUGAGGUGUCAUUAUUCAGUUCCUAACAAAGGCUGCUUUCUAAGGCACCUCGGGUCGAUUCAGUACACACACAUUUCUUUCUGUUGGGCUGUCUGUAGAAAGAUGCCAUACCGUGCACUAAAUGAUUUCGAGCUGCUCUUCUAUCAGUAUCUCAAGUAUCCAAUGUGCUUAUCAGAUGUGGAGAAAAGAAAAAAAAUCCAUCUUUUUCUGCCUUCAGGCCCUCCGGACUAGAGUCCAGGCAAAGAGAGCAUUACUGGUGUCUGGUGUUGGCCUGGUGCAUUGGAUGUUUGAACUUGCAUGCGCAUGCAUGCAGUACCCGGGAUUAUCACUUGGUUGAGAAUUGCUUGCGGAACUAGUCUGGAGACUCUGGGACACAGGGGCAGGCAGAAUCAAAGGUGUCCCAGGUAUGAGCUGGACUGCGUAUGAUUGUUUUUGCUUCAUUUCAAGCUUCCCUCCGACCUGCCCCGUGCCUACUCGCUGUCAAACUCACAGCUGUUGUCGCAUCAAUUCAGAAUUACAUUCACAUGAUCACUGAGGAGGCUCACAUGGCGUUUUAUCACCUCCAGAUUUGUCGCAGACAUCUGAGUUUACGCUCCAUGGUGACUCUUAACUGCCUAUCUCAUUACUCAGUCAGAGUUUUUCUUCUAAUGAUGAUGAUGCCCUUUAAACCGUGUUAUUUCGUCAUGCUGCUCAUGUCAGUUUUGAGUGGCUUGUGCCCGAGGUGCAAUUUGUUAUCUUGGUACUGGAAUAGCUCUAUCGCACUCGUGAAAUUAACUGAUUCAAAGGUUUUGAGUGGCUUGUACACCUGAACCUGUAUGUGUUGCUUGUCAUGGGGACUGGAUAAAGUGUGAACCUGGUGAAAGCCCCCCCUCCCUGAGGAUGUGAUGGACUGAUAGGUAGCCACUUUGUUGCUUUCCUCCUAUGAUAAAUACUCUCCCUUAGUUGGAAAACAAAUGCAUAUUUACCAGUACUUCAGGGCCUUUCUAUAUACACCAUUCAUGGAGGAUUUGUUACCAUCUACACCUAAGGCUCUGUUUGGAUUAUCGUUUUCCUUUUGAAUACCCCUAUAAAAAAUACAGAUCUCGAGCCGUCGUAUUGUUUCUGGCCAGGAAUUGCUCAGUGGCCGUUGAGAUACACCUGUAAGUUAAACACCUCCGUAUAAAAUUACAUUGAUCCCAAGCGUGGCCUAACUGUGGUGUAAGGGGAUAUGGCGAAAUAUGGUUGACCAGAAAAAUAUAGUAUGUAUGUAACCUUUUGUACCCAGCAUUUUGUGUGCAUAUCAGCUGGAAGAGCAAAAGACAAGCAACUACUCCAUCCUUUUCAAAAUUUAGGUGUGUUUUGAUAUGUUAAGGAAAGCCUUUGAUCAACAGUUCUUAUAUUAACUCCUAUGUGUUCUUUUGUGAUGCAAAUCACAAUCAUAUUUGAGUAUUGUUGAAUACAAAUCUAAUGAUAUAAAAAUAUGUUACGUAAACCACAUAUAUUAAUAAAGUAAGUAUUGGUUGUUAAUAAAUCAAAACAUGUCUUAUAUUUUGAAACAGAAGGAGUUUGCAUGAUUUUUUAAAAUAAAUAGAUAAUUAAAAUAACUCAUACUGCUCACUCAUCGUGUAAUUCUCCUCCGGCGUCAUGUACAGCUCCUCGUUCUCGACUAAUCGCUGUCAAGCUAUGUUCCCCAGUUUGCAACCAUCUCUACAUGGGGAAUGACAAUCCCCAGCAAACUUCGUUUGUUUUGUUGCCACCAUUUUCUGGCCAUAUGUAGUCAGCCAUGCCAUACUCUAUUGCAAAGUCCAUAUAAAUAAGUUCGCCUGACAAAAUCUAUUUCGCUAUUCAGAGUAAUCAUGUCGCCAAUCAGUAUACAGUUUUGUUGAAUUAUACUACUCUCUCUUUCCCAUAAUAUAAGAUGUUUUUUCUAAUUGUGUAGUGGUGAACUCUUUAUCUGAUUAUUAAGGCUACAGCUUGUUGCUGACUUUUAUCAACGAUUGUACAACGCACCGACAAAUGAUUUGUCAUUUGACAGGAUUGAUACCUCCUUUUUUCUUUUACCUUGUUACAUUUGACAUGGACUCUUAACAUCUUGUUGUCCUGAUCCCAUCUUCAUUGCUGAUGAUGGCAAUAUCGUUUCAUUGAGCUGCUUUUGUUUCAUAGGACCAAAUUGUUCAGCAGACUGCCAUAUGCUAGUUUUUUUUUCCAAUGAUGCCAAAUCUGACAUUGAGUCGUCGGAGUCGCUGUUUGACACAGCUUUGCUGCUUGUCUUUCUCAUCUUAGCACGGUCACAUACAUAAAUCCUGCACAGGGAGUACUCAGGCUGGCUGACAAAAACAACACCUCUUGAGUGAUCUGAUUCAUCAAACUGGCAGCCUCCCUCAGCAAACAGGGAACCCCUGCAUCCGUUCAGUUCAUGUCCAGAGACCAAGGCCUCCGAAUUCAGCCGGCACACCCUCUGUUGAAUUGCUAAUAGGACCAUUCCUGCAUGUACUGCAAUUCACUGUUCUUGAAUUAUCUCAGUAAUGGACUGAGUCAAUGCCAACAGGAAGAAUGAUGAGGUGGAAUCCACGGACACGGUUGGAAAAUCUUAAGACUUUGUUCGUGGCUGUUCUGCCCGGCCGUCCAUCCUUGUCUGAUGGUAAAUAGGAG
This is a messenger RNA of Triticum aestivum (bread wheat), 7196 nucleotides long. RefSeq names its product zinc finger CCCH domain-containing protein 7. Gene Ontology annotation, molecular function: metal ion binding; RNA binding. Gene Ontology annotation, cellular component: nucleus. Gene Ontology annotation, biological process: negative regulation of DNA-templated transcription. The transcript is spliced from 7 exons. The coding region runs from base 201 to 2252 and encodes 683 amino acids. Lineage: Eukaryota; Viridiplantae; Streptophyta; Magnoliopsida; Poales; Poaceae. The record is from RefSeq and is a predicted model, not a curated record.